ACGUUUUAUACCCCCCAAUUCCCAAUCUUUUCCAAUCUUUCUGGAAACUUGCUGUUUUUACGCACUUUUACACUUACCUACCUAGGUAUUUGAUUUCUACAGGAUUUGCCAACAUGGAACCCGCCGCGCAUCCCAAGCGAGCCGUAAGCGACCUUCCCAUCCCAAACCAUCGAACACCAACUAACACACCCUUCAGCGUGCCGAUGAAUGGAAACUCGAACAAGGCCUCGCCCCCCGCAUCCCCGACGCAGGCUCCUCCUACGACACCGCCGAAACAAUCCAACUACGCCACGCCUCCGUCAAUGCCGCAUGCGGCGUGAACCCCAACGUCGACUUCGCCGACGAGAAGGAGGGAUGGCGCGGGUACAUCGAGUGGGAAAAGUAUCCCGAGAAGAAAGCCAAGGCCGCGGCCGUCAUGGCGAAUUUCAAGUUCCCUCCCCCGCCGGAAUUCCAGCUCGGUCCCAUUCCCGAUUCGAAUCCCGUGCUGGAGGGCGUGCGGUGGAAGUUGUGGCAUAAGGCCCUCGGGGGACCGCUGGAGUAUAUCCCGGAGGAGAGUUGGAAGAGGGUGCUUGAGGAGAAACAUGGGGAUUUUUUGCAUCUGUUGCAGUUUCCUUAUAAUGGGGAGUCACCAAAGGUAUUUAUUUCAUCCUUUUGAAGUCGAGUAUUCAUGUUUACAAGUUGUGAACUAAUAAAUGAACAGAGUCUGACGACUUUGGAACCUGUGACUCCCAACCCACUGCACUUUGUCCGAAAUCAUGGUGGAAUUCCCGAUAUCGACGCCGACAAACUGACCCUUGAAAUCGACGGACUGGUCAAGAACCCCAAGACUCUGACUCUGGCAGAUCUCCAGAAUGAAGAGUUGUUCCCUCGGCAAUCAAAUCUCGUUACCAUCCAAUGCAGUGGCACGAGAAGAAUCGAGCAAAUUGCCGAGUAUGCGGGAGAGGGAGAUGAAAUGAUCAAUGCUCCAUGGGCUGAAGGCGCAAUUGGAACAGCUCGAUGGACAGGAGUCAGUCUGAAAAAAGUCAUCAAGUAUUGUGGUGGAUUAGCCGAGGGAGCCAAACACCUUGAAUUCUACGGAGCAGAUACAUAUUUCAAACACGUAAGUCUCCCCCCUUCCUUCCCUAGCACAAACUAACACCCCGCUCAGGAAACACUACAAAACUACCUCGUCUCAGUCCCCUGGUCCAAAGUAAAAGCCAACGAAGUCCUGCUCGCCUGGGAAAUGAACGGCGAGCCCCUCCCCAAGAUCCACGGCUACCCUCUGCGCGUCGUGGUCCUAGGCUACAUCGGCGCCCGCUCCGUGAAAUGGCUCUAUCGGAUCAAAGCUCUCAAGUCCCCCUCUCGAGCACCCGUCCAAUCGAAGGAAUACCUCUAUUUCAACGGCCAGGUCGGGAAGCACAAUGAAUCCUACACGCAGGGGAUCCAAAUCCAACAGAUGCCCGUGAGUAGUGCCAUCAUGUCACCCUGGACGAAAGACGUCGUUAUUCAUGAUGGAACCAUGAAUGUGAAAGGAUGGGCCUACUCCGGCGGUGGGAGAUGGCCCGAACGCGUGGAGGUGAGUCCCGAUGGGGGAUUCGUAUGGUAUCCCGUGCCCGUCGAGAACCUAUCGAAGAAACACAAGUUCGCAUGGAGAACGUGGCAUAUCGAUGUCCCCGUCGAUGCGGAGGGGUGGUUGGAACUCGUCGUCAGGUGUUGGGAUAACUCGCUUAAUACCCAACCGACGUAUGUGCGGAGUGCGUGGAAUUGGGGCCUGCAUGUGACGAGUAGUUGUCAUCGCAUCAAGGUGUACAGCGUGAAUACUUCGAAACCCGCGACGAAGAAGAGGAUGCAGGAGUUCAAGGAUCGGGGUGUGCCGUUUGAGCCGAUGACUAGACCGACGGAGUUUGCGACUCAGUCGGAUGAGGAUUAUGAGGCUUAUUGGGAGAAGCAUGAUCCGAGGGAUGUUGAGGAUUAGGUUAUGGGUGAGGCGUGGAAAUUUAACCGUCUCAAACUUGUGGAAUUUGUGUGGAUAUUAGG
This is a messenger RNA of Hymenoscyphus albidus, 2016 nucleotides long. The record is from the annotation of a GenBank genome assembly. Lineage: Eukaryota; Fungi; Ascomycota; Leotiomycetes; Helotiales; Helotiaceae.